Molecule: messenger RNA, 3900 nt
Organism: Pomacea canaliculata
Lineage: Eukaryota; Metazoa; Mollusca; Gastropoda; Architaenioglossa; Ampullariidae
Product: apoptosis regulator BAX-like
Exons: 4
Coding region: 721-1482 (253 amino acids)
Biological process (GO): extrinsic apoptotic signaling pathway in absence of ligand; intrinsic apoptotic signaling pathway in response to DNA damage; regulation of apoptotic process
Cellular component (GO): mitochondrial outer membrane
Molecular function (GO): protein homodimerization activity; protein heterodimerization activity
Source: RefSeq, a predicted model, not a curated record
AGACGGUCUACAAAAAACAAAAACUCAUUUUUGCAGGUCAGGUGCUAAAGAUGUCGAGCAAAAAAAAAAAAUAGAAAAAAAAGUAAUCUCGGAUUUCAAAGAAAAGAUCUCAACAACAUAACCAUCCUCUCAUCCCCACCACCAUUCCCCUUCUUCCAGAAAAAAAAAAAAAACUAAUAAUUACAAACAAUCCCGCACGGAAUCAAGGCGCUGUGAGUGGUGCGAGUGCUUAGCGACAGCGACAGCCAAUCGGAAGGCUUGCUAAAAAUAGCCAUUUAAAAUGGUGGGUGAUUACCUCAGCACCUUAAACUCGUUCAGGCACGUGUUGAAGUAUUCACUGUAUUGCCAGUAUUCGCGCCUUCACUCGGAAGGCAACGGGAAAUCCCUUUUAGUCUUGUGCCUGUGUAUAUAUGACUGCAGUUGGUGUUACGUUCAGUAGUUGUAGACGCUUCAGCCUGUGGCAACAAAUCGUGUACAGGGUCACGAGUACAGGAGCACUGAGAAAGAGGACAGGUGCGAAGUUGUGAGACGGUGUAUAACUAGUGUCUGGAUACCUCGAUAUAAACAUACAAAGAUCACUUCUGUAUAUCAAGCAAGGCUGCCUCGUUUUAUCGAGUUCAAGAAUUCUAUCGUGUGUGUCGGGGGGAAAAAAGUGUUUACAGUGAAAGAUACCUCUGACUUGGGGAGACACCUUUCCACCUAUACUGUUCUCGCUUAUAAAUGACUAGAGGAGUCGUCAUGGCAACAGGUGGACAGACCCUUGUUUCCAGAAGACGAAACAGCAGCCUCCUGGCACCAUUGUACAUCCCGCAUACUGAGGCGACGACCUGUGUGGACGCUGACCCAUUUGAUGGACACGUCGACGAAGAUGUGGUGGAGGAAGGGAGACAACUUUUCAACAACUUCGUGUACGAAAGAGUGAAAUCACAAGGAACGGAGGAGCUGGCGGACGUGACGGUUCUAACACCAGCAGGCUACGCCAACCCCCUGUGGGCUAAAACGGGCCGAGAACUGAGGAUCAUGGCGGACGAGUUUGCUCGUACCACGGAGAGGCAGCGAGUGCAAGAGCAAGCCUCACAGGUCAACACGAAUAUUACUUACGAAGAGUUUAAAGACCUUCUGUCGGAACUCUUUGCUGCUGGCGGAAUAACCAAAGAGCGAAUCGUCGUGCUCUUCUUCUUCUGUUCUGAUGUCGCCAUCCGCUCCCUACAGCGCGGAAUGGACCUGUUCACCCGAGUCAUCUCCUGGUCCUUGUCUUUCAUCACAGAGUUCGUCUGUUCGUGGGUGCGCUCCCACGGAGGCUGGGUGAGUUCCUCUGCGGCAGAGCGUCCAGAAUCAUCCAUCACCAUCUACCCUUCGUGGACACACAUGCCUUUGCAAAAUCAGGUGAUGAAGUCUCCUUUCAAGACGCUGCCGAGAGUUCUGCUGCUGGCCAGCGCCAUCGUUAUCGGGGUCGGCGUUAUCCGCUACGUCAGUAGAUAAUGGAUGUACCCCAGCCAAGUUGGGAAACAAAAUCACUGAAAAGCUGAGGCUAACUCAAAGCAUUGUUGAAGAGCUAAAAGGUCAGACCCAAGCUUUGCUAAUCCAGGCAUCUUUUGCCAGGAACCUGCAAAAACGAAACAAGAAAGAACGAAAAAAAAGUUUUCUUUUGUGAGCACCUGCAUACUGCAUCACAAGGGAAUUUGUGCUGAUAUGUAAUGGUGACUCUGUACUGAAGUACAUGCAUGUUUAAUACAGCUGGCUGGAUCAUUCAUGAUAAACGAGAUAUGUUACUGUGUCUGAGGUGAGAUGAAAAAAAAAAAGGAUGGUCGAUUACUAUGUGACCAUAUAUUCAUCUCUGUUCUUGAUAUUUUUUAUAUUUAAGUUUUGGAUAAUUUUUCUGCAAAAUCUGCAGUUCUUUUGCGUGAACAAAAUAUUUGCUUAUGAUCUUUUCACUUCGACAUGCUCAACUUAGAACCGGGUGGCCAACAAACUGGCCUGCAUAUUAGCUGGUUGAGUAAAGAACCGACAAUCUUAUUCUUAUUAAGUGUACAGAAAGAGACUUCAUGUUUCAAAUGCAUCACAAGCAGCUUGAUCUGUGUGUCAGCCAUGUAGUUUACAUUCGUCGUCCCCGACAGCUUACAUGUGUGCUUGCGUGCGUGACAGUGAGCAAGAGUGAGUUAGAAGCACUCAUGUUGCCUAGCAACGCUUUAGGCAAGGAAUGACUUGUGAACUCAUCCGUUUUCUAUACUGGGAUCCCGUGCAUUAUAGGAAGACAACAGGAGGACAAGGAACUCUCUCCUAAAAAAGAGCCAGGGGGGUUUGAACCUGUUGUGUACCUGAACUAUAAGACAUGGUGGGCGUACCGAUGUGUUUCUCUGUAUCUUCAGACUUUCCGUACAGUAAUGCAUACUUAAUUUGUCAUCUAGACAUGCUUACUUGUACUUGCCGUUUUCUCAACUAUGACAUUCCUAUCUAGGAGUUAUUUCACUCGUGUGAACGAAAUGGCAAGCAAAGUUGAUCGAUACGCUUCACAACUGAUUGUGUAUGGCCUAAAAAUAGCUCUGGUUACCGCGGGGCAAUGAGCCUAAGAAUGGCCUUAUUUAGGGACAAGAACAACUCUAGUAUAAGGCCAUGUGAAUGAGAUCAUUACUAUUUUUGUCUUGCUUGCUGAGAAAGAGUGAGUGUGCAUGUGUUUUUGUGUUCAUGUGUGUGUGUAAGAGAGAGAAGGGGCCUCAGAACAUGCACUGUGUCUAUGCAUAUGUGAUUUGUAAAGCUGCAGUUAUUUUAUUUACAAUCACUAAUGAGAAGGGCUUACACCUUGGCGCAUUUUGUUGGAUUGUUUAGUAUUGUUUCGUUUUAUUUGUGCAAAUGCUGUUAUUACUGCUGCUUUCUUUAUUUUCUUUGAGAUUAUUGUUUAUCGAUUAUUGUUUUUCCAAACUGCGGGAUAGAAAAGACGUCUCGAGUCAGUAGUUUAAGAGAACAAAGUAACUAUAAAGAAACAAAAAGCCGCUGUGGUUGUGGAACAAAGCUCGUUUGUAAUUCAAGUAACAAGGACAAAGACAUACGAAGUAGGUAGGAAAUUCUCCCAUGACCAAAAUAGCAGCCAAUAGCUACUCAAAACUAUUUAUAGACGUUUGUCUACAUUCCUCGUUUACUUGGUUUUGGGGGAAGUCGGGGAGAGGUCAUGAGGUCAAGUGCAUACUCCUAAGCUUCAUACGUCGUCUUCAAGACCGCGAGGUCAUUAGAAUAAAGAUUUAUCACAGGAAACAGCCGCCAAAUGUUCUGUUGAAACGAUUAACAGUUCCUUCUACUUUUAAGUUGUCAACUUUCUUCCGCCAUCGUUCGUUGCCAGUGCCGAGUAAUCGAUGAUAUGGCAAGGACAAGGUGUCACACCGGUGGUGGAGAGUGAGAUCCAUCUUUAUCUGUUCGUAAGCAUUCCCCAUGACAUGCUCAGUGGGAGAGUUGCGAAUGGCAUUUGUGAUGCGUUGAUAUGGCGAAACCUAAAACAAGAAAAUACACUCGCAAUUUUAAGUUUUAAGAACACUGAAAUACUGAAACACUGAUCAACGCUAAUGAUAAUUAUUGAUAAAAGUCUUCAUUUGCAAUCAUUCGUGGAGGUGGGGGGAAAUCAAAGUAAAUUCGAACAAAGACACUUGAAGCACCUUUUUUGGUGUACUUUUAAAGUAAAAACGUUUUUAUUUGAUAGUUGUAUUAUUUUGUACUAUUUCUUGGAUUUAUUAUUUUUUUUUUUUACAUGAGAUCAUACAUGUUGUUUAUCUUUAUCGGGUUCGUCGGUCCUGGGAAUUAAGAAAAUGUUUGUGUACUGAAGUAAAAAAUGUUCGCUGUGUUGACAGUAUUUCACAUUUCGAGAGGUUCAUGCUCUCUUAAAUAAAUAAAAUCAACAUUUUUUCAACAGUA